Molecule: messenger RNA, 1787 nt
Organism: Cryptococcus deneoformans JEC21
Lineage: Eukaryota; Fungi; Basidiomycota; Tremellomycetes; Tremellales; Cryptococcaceae
Exons: 7
Coding region: 105-1670 (521 amino acids)
Biological process (GO): protein quality control for misfolded or incompletely synthesized proteins
Cellular component (GO): mitochondrion; cytoplasm
Molecular function (GO): ATP hydrolysis activity; ATP binding
Source: RefSeq, a predicted model, not a curated record
GAUGAUCGUCCAUUCGGGCUCGUUAUCUUUCGAGUCUAGUCAUAUAAGGUCGAUAUUUCCUCCGCAACGAACCAUUUGGAACAACCAUAGAAGCGUUACGGUAAAUGAGGACAACUCUAUAUUUUACAACAGUCAAGGCUUCAAGCUCAAGAGUCACUUUGGCUCCCACUGCUCGCCCUUUGGCCAACCACGCGGCUGUAAUCUCAUUGAGCCCUGGACCUACUCAUUUGCCAUGUGGCGGGCUAUCUUCAGGAGCUGCCAUAAGACAUAUCCAUUUGACAGGAACAGCCAGAAGGGAGAAGCAGAGUCUUACUUCCACCACUACCCAUAUUGUCGAAGCUCGAGCAUCGUUUAAAGAUCCUGUUACAAGAUAUGAGCAUCUCGUCAAAGAUAAAGUGCUUAGGUCAGAUCCAUACCAGAGAGGAAUUAUACAGAAGCUUCAAAGAUUAUGGGAUGACUUGAAAGACUAUGAUCCUGGACCUGUGCCGGCUGCAGCUGUUCAGCCUUCAUCCUCCAUCUUCAGCAGAUUCUUCUCUAAAGGCCCCUCACAAUCUGAAGUAACAAUCCCUUUAUCUAAUGUCCCCAAAGGUCUCUACCUCUACGGGUCUGUUGGUACAGGCAAGACUAUGCUUAUGGAUCUCUUCCACUCCACUAUCCCCAAGCAAUUCCGGCCUACCUCUCAAGGCGGUUAUGGAUCUAUCCGAAUACAUUUCCACGCCUUCAUGCUCGACGUCCUUCAGCGACAGCAUAAGUUGGUCGUUGAGUACGAAAAGGCGGGGUUGGGAAAAAAGGACGUGUUGCCAGAGGUAGCGAGGAGCUUAGCGAAUGAAGGGAGGGUAUUGUGCUUCGAUGAGUUUCAGGUUACGGAUAUUGUCACUGCGAUGAUCCUUAGAGGGUUGUUGGAAAGACUCAUGAGCUUUGGCGUGGUUUGUAUCAUGACUUCCAAUCGGCAUCCGGAUGAACUCUACAUCAAUGGUAUCCAACGACAAUCCUUCAUCCCCGCCAUCGAGCUCAUCAAAGAGCGCUUCGAAGUCGUUGACCUUGACUCUGGUACCGACUAUCGAGAGAUUCCCCGGGCGCUUUCCAAGGUGUACUAUAACCCUCUCUCUCCAACAGUUAAAUCCGAGAUCAAUAAGCUGUUUGAUUCUUUUGCUUCGACAGACCCCGUCUCCUCUGAAGUUGUCCAUAACCGGAAGGUCCACCUUUGGGGACGAGAACUGAAUGUUCCCGAGUCGUCGGGAAGCGUGGCGAAAUUCACUUUUGCGGAUUUGUGUAACAAACCUCUGAGUGCUGCAGAUUAUCUCGAGGUGACGAGCAAGUUUGGUACGGUGUUUGUGGAAGAUAUACCGAGGAUGGGAUUGAGUGAAAGAGAUCAGGCGAGGAGGUUCAUCACGUUCAUCGAUGCAUGCUACGAGAACAAGACAAAACUUUUUUGUUCUAGUGAAGUUCCAAUUUUCCAGGUGUUCUCCGAUAAGCAUGGCUCAGCAGCCGAGGACGCACACAUGCAAGAGGUCAUGGACGAACUUGGUCUUGAUCCUUCAGCAGUGGGAUCAUCCUCAUUAUUCUCCGGCGAUGAAGAGCUGUUCGCGUUCGCGCGAUGUGUUAGCCGAUUGUCCCAGAUGGGGACUAAGCAAUGGUCCGAAACGGCAGGGCCACUAGCGGGUGCUUAAGCAAAAAGUUGGACAAGCAGGAAUGGAUACCUUGCAUAUUAGAUGGACUGCAUGUAAUACCCUACGCGUGAGCGGGCACACACACCUCACCGCCAUUUUGCGUCAUUUUAUUGUUCC